GAGCGUCGGAAAGAGCGGAAGCAGGAGGGGGGAACGCUUCUUGCGAGCGGGUAUCGGCCGCGUGGUGGAGCGAUGGCUCGUGAAGGUGAUGGGUUGUUCGCCGGGUUCCGCGUGCUUGGGCGUUUCAGCAGCCACGUCCCGCAUGUUCUGCGCUACCACGGCCGCCACCGAGAGUUCUACCUGGCUACCGCGGUCGGGCGCAGCAUCCAUACCUACAACGUGAAGAAACUUGGUAUUGUUGCCGUAAGUAAUGCUUUGCCACAGGACAUUACAUGUUUAGCAGCAGACCGCAUGUUGAUAUUUGCUUCAUACGACAACAUUCUCCAUGCUUUUGCCAGGAACAAAGAGGUGGUUCAUACCUAUGAAGGUCACAAGGCAAGGAUACACCUUCUGCAGCCUUUUGGUGAUCAUGUCAUCUCUGUGGAUGUUGAUAAUGUUCUUAUUGUUUGGAAUGUACAGUCAGAAGAGGAGUAUCUUCAAGUGGAUUUCGAUAAGGCGACAUUCGCAGUUUCUGCUCUUCUACAUCCCAGCACCUAUUUGAAUAAAAUUCUCCUUGGGAGUGAGCAAGGGAGCUUGCAGCUGUGGAAUAUAAGUUCCAACAAACUCUUAUACUCAUUUCCAGGAUGGCACUUACGAGUCACAACUCUCGAACAAGCUCCAGCAGUGGAUGUUGUUGCUAUUGGUCUUGUUUCUGGUCAUAUCAUUGUACAUAAUAUUAAAUUUGAUGAAACUCUGAUGAAAUUUCAACAAGACUGGGGCCCCAUUACAGCAAUAUCUUUCCGUACAGAUGGACACCCAGUAAUGGCAGCUGGUAGUCCAAUUGGACACAUUGCUUUGUGGGAUCUAGAAGAGAAAAAAAUGAUGUGUCAAAUGCAGGAUGCCCAUUCCACAGCAAUAGCUGGUAUGUCCUUUGUCCCUGGAGAGCCGCUUCUUAUUACUAACGCUGCUGAUAACGCUAUACGGGUGUGGAUUUUUGAUGGACCUGGUGGUACAGGACGUGUGUUGAGAAGCCGAAUGGGACAUAGUGCACCACCAACAAAAAUCAGAUACCAUGGGCAAAAUGGACAGCAGAUUCUUAGUGCAGGUCAAGAUGGAACAUUGCAAUCUUUUUCAACAGUGCAUGAAAAGUUCAAUAAAAGUUUAGGACGUGGUUCAAUUAACAAAAAGAAAUCAAAAAAGAAGGGUCUUAAGCUUGAUACAAUGGCACUUCCACCAAUUACAGUGUUUGCUUCAGAAGUGGCACAUCAGAGUGACUGGGAUAGUAUUGUUGCCUGCCAUCAAGGAUAUAUAACCUGUACAACUUGGAACUAUCAGAAAACUUCCAUGGGAGCUCAUAAACUGAAGCCAGAAGAAUUUAGCAAACACAAACCUAUUGAUACAUAUGCAACAGCAGUUGACAUUACCUCAUGUGGGAACUUUGCUGUAAUUGGGCUGUCAGCUGGACAGGUAGAUGUGUACAACAUGCAAUCUGGCAUUCAUAGAGGGCGUUUUGGCAAAGAGAGAGCACAUAAGGGGGCCAUCAGGGGGAUAGCAGUUGAUGGAUUAAACCAACUGCUAAUCACAGCUGGUAGUGAAGCAUUAAUUAAAUUUUGGAAAUUCAAAACUAAAGAUCUGGUUUACACUACUGAGCUUUCUUCUUCUCCAAGUGGCAUUCUGCUUCACAGAGACAGUGGUAUACUGGGAGUUGCCUUUGAUGACUUCAGCAUUAGUGCAUUGGAUAUAGAAACCAGAAGGAUUGUCAGGACAUUCUCAGGACACCAUGGACGAAUUACUGACAUGACUUUCAGUCCUGAUGGUCGUUGGCUAAUAACUUCAUCAAUGGACUGUACUAUUAAGACUUGGGAUCUUCCCUCUGGAUGCCUCAUAGAUUGUUUUUUGGUAGACUCUGCCGCUGUGAGCCUUACCAUGUCUCCUACAGGAGAUUUUCUAGCUUCAACACAUGUAGAUGAUCUUGGAAUUUAUUUGUGGUCAAACCGUUCUCUGUAUUCACUUGUCUCUUUGCGGCCCCUUCCAUCAGAUUAUGAACCUUCUGUGGUGACACACCCUAGCACCUGCCCUUUGCAAGAUGCGGACGUGGUAGAUGGAGAAACUUGUGGUGAAAUGACAGAAUAUGUCUCACCUGAGCAACUGGAAGAGCAGCUGAUGACUCUUUCCUUAUUACCAGAGUCAAGGUGGAAAAAUCUCCUCAGUCUUGAUGUUAUCAAGGAAAAAAAUAAACCAAGAGAGCCACUAAAAGUUCCCAAGUCAGCCCCUUUCUUCAUCCCAACAGUUCCUGGUCUUAUACCUCGAUAUGUUACUCCAGAGGAAGAAAAUGAAAUACAGUCAAAGGUAGUAAACCUUGGAGUACUGGUGCAGAAAUCUAAUUUCUACAUUCAUCUUGAAGACGCCUUGAGCACUAAUGAAUAUACACCUCCACUUAACUUACUGAAAAGUUUGGGACCGUCUAAUAUAGAGAUAGAACUAAGGGGUUUGGCCCCUGAAGGUGGUGGCUCAGUGGAGGUGAUGCUAAGCUUUUUGAGAAUGAUUGGGAUGAUGCUGAACAAGAAGUACAACUUUGAACUUGCACAAGCGUAUCUUGCACUAUUUCUAAAGUUGCACCUUAAGAUUGUCUCAUCAGAGCCAAACCUACUGGAAGAAGUUUCCAGACUGUCAGUGCAACUUGAGGAAACUUGGAUUCAUUUACAGAGUCUUUUCAAUCAGAACCUCUGUGUGUUAACGUAUAUGAGAAGUGCUUUGCUGUAAAAUACUUCAGGGUUUUGCCUGCAUAAAUUUCCCCUUGGCAUAACAGUAGAAUUUUUACCAAAAAUACUAGAUCACAAGAAUUAUACUGGGACUUUUGGUGCUGUAUUUUGUGCAUUUGUGUAUGGUAAAAUAUUUUAGAACAUACGUAACUGGGUAUUUUUAUAUGCAGUUCAGUCAGAGCAAAAACUAUUAUGUGGAGCUUCUGCUGUCAGCAAACAGUUUGACUACUGCAGGUAAUGUAGCUCCUUACCUUAUGAUUUCAUGAGAAUGAAAAAGUGACUUGCAAAAUAAAUUUUUUAAAAAUGUAGUUUCUGUGCAGGAAGGCAAAAUCUGCAUUAUGCUUAAUAAACAAUUGUUGCUGCAAAA
Pogoniulus pusillus (Red-fronted tinkerbird) is the source of this 3108-nucleotide messenger RNA. Its product is annotated as WD repeat-containing protein 36-like. Gene Ontology annotation, molecular function: protein binding. The record is from RefSeq and is a predicted model, not a curated record. Lineage: Eukaryota; Metazoa; Chordata; Aves; Piciformes; Lybiidae. Bases 73 to 2742 code for a protein of 889 amino acids. The transcript has 23 exons. Gene Ontology annotation, cellular component: small-subunit processome; Pwp2p-containing subcomplex of 90S preribosome. Gene Ontology annotation, biological process: rRNA processing.